Molecule: messenger RNA, 658 nt
Organism: Darwinula stevensoni
Lineage: Eukaryota; Metazoa; Arthropoda; Ostracoda; Podocopida; Darwinulidae
Source: the annotation of a GenBank genome assembly
UGGUGACGGAGGACUCAACCUGCACAGCUCUCAAUACGAAUCCCAGGUGACUCUGCGAGCGUUUCAGGAAAUGUGUCGGCCCUCCAGUCCGUCCGGGCACGUCAUCCCGGUCCCACCCGUGCCGCACGAAGUGGGAGAUUGGGGAAAUGUGUCUUGGGAGGAGAUCGCUAUCGACUGCGUUCGAUCUCGGAACCGGCUCCCCCAAGUGUGCCGCUGGGCCGCAUCUCGGAACCAUUGGCCGCUUCUUGUCUCCCUCUCUGCCGUCUUCUCCUUCCCGCAGGAUCAAGUGAUAGAGUGCUUGAAGGAACUGCCAAGUCGAGUGCUGGGAGAGAACUUGGAAUUCGCCCUCGGGAUCCCUCUGAAAAGCGAGACGCCUUCCGCAAACACGUCUCGCGGUCGGCUCUACUCGCGGAUCGGCGUUUCUCCCGAGAAGCUGCCGGGCUUGGGAUUCGGCAGUCCUGGCUCCAGUGACGCAGGGAGCCUGUUUGAAGAACUCGCCUCGGACGCGUCCCUGGCGAAGCCGCGGAUCCCGGGGAGUCCGUCGGACCUCUUCGCCACGAUUCUCGACGCCCAGCGCGACCCUCGUCCCGGACCCCGUCUCCUUCGACUGACCUUUGACCUCAAGAAUCCUUUGCUUGCAGUUCUUGCAACCUGCUUU